This is a messenger RNA of Rubroshorea leprosula, 1527 nucleotides long. NCBI's taxonomy places the organism in Eukaryota, Viridiplantae, Streptophyta, Magnoliopsida, Malvales, Dipterocarpaceae. The record is from the annotation of a GenBank genome assembly.
CGAAAGGGUUGCACCCAAAAUUCAUAGACUCUCUCUCGCCCAAUCCCUGUCAAAACUUCCCUACGAUUUUGAUCAAACACGGCGGUUCACUUGCCGGACCCAAGACGGAGAGGAAGUGCUAAUCUCGAUCAUUAUUGGGUUUCUUCAAGCUCAUCUCUUUUCUCUGUUUUUGAGAGAGUUUCAUAGAAGGAAUUCAUGGGUAGGCCUCCCAGCAAUGGUGGCCCUGCCUUUCGCUUCACCGCGGUUGAGGUUGCGGAGAUGGAAGCUAUUCUGUUGCAGAACCAUAAUACGAUGCCUACUAGAGAGAUCCUAACAAGUCUUGCAGAAAAGUUCAGCGAGUCACCAGACCGAAAAGGGAAGAUUGUUGUGCAAUUUAAGCAAAUAUGGAAUUGGUUCCAAAAUAGGCGGUAUGCAAUUAGAGCAAAAUCAAGCAAGGCUCCUGGAAAGUUAAAUGUUUCUUCAAUUCCUCGGGAUGACUCGACUCCUGUGAGGAAUGUGCUUCAGCCUGUAGCUGCUCAUAUACCUGCUUCUAUGACUGCUCUAAUGCCUACUGCCAUGCCUCCUGCUUCAGGAAGGGCUUCUUCAGAAACCUCUUUUAUGGAGUUUGAAGCUAAGUCUGCCAGGGAUGGUGCAUGGUAUGAUGUUGCAACAUUUCUUGCCCAUAGAUAUUUGGAUACUGGUGAUCCGGAAGUACAGGUUCGGAUUGCUGGUUUUGGACCAGAGGAGGAUGAGUGGGUUAAUGUUCGGAAGCAUGUCAGACCACGAUCUCUUCCAUGUGAAGCAUCAGAAUGUGUUGCAGUUCUUCCUGGAGAUUUAAUUCUUUGUUUUCAGGAAGGUAAAGAUCAGGCUCUUUAUUUUGAUGCCCAUGUCCUUGAUGCUCAAAGACGGAGACAUGACAUAAGAGGGUGUCGCUGUAGGUUUUUGGUGCGCUAUGAUCAUGAUCAGUCUGAGGAAAUUGUGCCUCUAAGGAAGGUUUGCCGCCGGCCUGAAACUGAUUACAGGUUGCAACAACUGCAUGCUGCAAACGACUCAACAGCCACUGAUCAGCAGAAAACCAUUGUAGAUCCCACUAUGGCACCAAAGACUUUUAGUUCCACAGUUGAAACAAUGCAGAAGCAGCAAAACAUAGACCUAGGCAGGACAGUAAUUGUGUCCCAUUCUAAUGCUCCUCUAUCUGCACAAGCAAUAAACCAAGACUCUAAAAAUACAGGAGCUGUUGGUGCUAUUAACAUGACCAGUCCUGCCGUUCCUGUGAAUGAUGCUUCAUUCACCGACAGCAGUGUUAUGACUCUCACAAGCACGGCUUCUGUUGGCUCUAGUCAAAACAUUCAGGAAGGAAAGUAGCAAGCUUAUGGGGCACUAACCUUCAUCAUUUCUCUUGAGGUGUAAGACGCUGUCUAAUAUUUUGGAUUUUUGUUCAUUAUUUUGUUGGGCUUCCAACAUAUAUUCUGAGUAAUUUUAUGUUGCCAACCAACAAAUUUAAGUGGCCUCAUCUUCUUUUAAUGGAAAUAAAAGAUUUUGACAGAG